Molecule: messenger RNA, 636 nt
Organism: Thelazia callipaeda (thelaziosis nematode)
Lineage: Eukaryota; Metazoa; Nematoda; Chromadorea; Rhabditida; Thelaziidae
Source: the annotation of a GenBank genome assembly
AUGAGGAGGCAAAAGAGGAGAAGGGGAAACGAAGCUUUCAUUAGCUCUUGGUGGGAUGCAUCGGGUUAUGAUAUCGACAAAUUGAAAGAGGUGCAGGACCCUGUUGGAUGGAUGCCAGAUGUGCGAACUAUUAAGGUCCGAAAUUCCACGUAUCUGUGUUCUCAGUUUAAUCUGUUCAUUGUUGGUCAGUGCAUAAAUCGAAAAAUGAGUGCAGUAGACGAGCGUGUUGCGGAAAAAAGGAAGAUGGAUGAAAAAGAUGCUGAGAAUGGUGUUGCAGCCAAAGGAGCCAAGCUGGAAAAUGGAAUUACGGCUGCGGUGGGUGGUGAUACUCAGGUGAAAGAUUUGAAGGACAAGAAUGCUUUCCUCAAAGAGGGUAGUGAUAAAGCAACAAAUGAAAAUCAUGAUGGCGAGCAUGAAGAGGAUAUUGAGGAUGGAGCGGAUGGUGAGGAUGGCGUUGAAGAGUCCAGUGGUGGAGAAGAUGAUGAAAGUUUAGGCGAUGAAGAAGAUGCAGGUAGCGAUGAUGACGAGGCAAGUAUUGUCUCGGAAGAAAGUGAUGGUCAAGGUGAUGGUGAUGGGGGGGAUUUUGGAGAUGACGACGAUGUUGAAGGUGAAGAUGGUGGUGAAAGCGAGGAGUAA